ACCUCAUCAAGCUCGCUUUGCCCUCUGCAGCACAGGCUGCUGGGACCAACUCUCCUCUUCCCUUCUGCUGUCUCUGCCUUGCACACCAGACAGUGUGUGUGUGUGUGUGUGUGUGUGUGUGAGAGAGAGAGAGAGAGAGAGAGAGAGAGAGAGAGAGAGUUCUAAGCAACUGAAAAGUUGGAGCAGACUGUUGCCAGAUCCGACGGUGACGUGGGCUGCAGGCUCCUUGCUAGCUUGCUUGCUUGCUUGCUGGGGACAGGAUUGCUCUCUAACUCUCAUCUUCCCUGCUUAGGAAUAUGGCCAGCUGUUUGUAGCACCUCUGGCAGGUACCUGGGCUGCCAAAGGCCCACAAUGUGGGGGAUCAGAUUUUCAUGUGUGUGCCUGUUUGCCAUCUUCUUUGCCACCAGCAGAGGAGGGAAACUGCUUACUUCUCAGGAAGGAGAGAAAUGUCCACAAAUGCAGAAGGAAGGUCUCCGGCUGGACCAGAACAGUGACAAAUAUGUAAAUAUAACUGGAUUUAAUCUAAUUAAAAGAUUUGCUCUCCUGAAGACCUCGGCCGUUAAGAAAAUCCGCAACCCCAAAGGCCCGAUGAUCUUGAGACUGGGCAACACCUCUCUGAUCCAGUCCACGGAACAGCUGUUCCCCCUGGGCUUGCCAGAUGAAUUCACCUUGGUGGCUACUCUACUAUUCAAGAAACAGACCAGCAAAGAGAACUGGUACCUCUUCCAGGUCACCGAUCAUCAGGGAUACCCCCAGCUCUCCCUGGGAAUCAACAGCCAAGAGCGAAGUCUGGAAUUCCAAGCCAAGGGCCAGGACAACGAGUUCGUCAGCGCCGUCUUUGCCGGCAAAGGGGUCUCCUCCCUUUUCGACUUGAAGUGGCACAAAAUGGCCCUCAGCAUCCAAAGCCAGGUGGUUUCUGCCCACAUUGACUGCAGCUACAUCUCAUCUAAGCCACUGCAGCCCCGCCGGCGGUUGGUCAGCGAAGGCAAUGCAUUUGUCGGACUGGAUGCUGUGGAGGGCACUCCUGUCUCAUUUGACAUACAGCAGCUCCACAUUUACUGUGACCCCGCUAUGGCUAUGCAUGAGGGAUGUUGCGAGAUCACCGAUAACGGGUGCUUUCCUGAAGCCCCUAAAACUCGCCGGGAUGUGGAAGUCAUGCAGAGCAAUGACCUGAUAGAGAUCAACCCCCAGACUGAAGGCAAGGUCUACACUCGUUGCUUUUGCUUGGAGGAGACCCAAGGCAAGCAGGAGGAGGUGAGAUCUUCUGGGAAGACUGGUGUGAAAGAUGAUCAAGGAGAGAAGUGUCCCCCUUGUCCACAGAAGCCUCCACAUGCAAAUGCCACAUUGGGUCCACCAGGCUUAAAGGGUGGGAAAGGUGAACGUGGACCACCAGGGACCUAUGGAUCCAAAGGGGAGAAAGGCGAUCGUGGUGCUGACUGUGUCAGGAUCUCUCCUGAAGCCCCAUUGCAGUGUGCUGAAGGCCCCAAAGGAGAACAAGGAGGAAGGGGACCACCAGGAUUGCCUGGAACUUUUGCGGAGAAGGGGCAAAAAGGUGAGAGGGGCGACUUUGGUCUUCAGGGAAAGCCAGGAAACCCAGGGCGUGAUUGCCGGACUAGAGAGAUUUGCAUGGGACCCAAAGGCCAGAAGGGUGAUCCAGGAUAUGUCGGUCCUGAAGGACUUGCUGGGGAACCGGGACCCCCAGGGCUGCCAGGUCCGCCUGGAAUUGGCCUACCAGGAAAACCAGGUGAUCCUGGUGGCCCCCCAGGCCCGAAAGGAGAGAAGGGAGGCUCAGGACCUCCAGGGCUGAGCGGCUCAACCGGAAAGCCGGGAAAACCAGGGGUCCCAGGCCUGAAAGGAGACAAGGGGGAUCCAUGCGAAGUUUGUCCCACUAUCCCUGAAGGAAUAUCCAAUGCAGACCGCCCCCCUGCAAGACCAGGGCCCAAGGGGGAACCUGGGCCUCCAGGGAAACCAGGCAAAUCGGAUAAGCCUGGCCCUCCAGGACCCAAAGGCAAUACGGGGGACUCGGGGAUCAAUGGAACUAAAGGGGAGAAGGGAGAACCAUGUCUGUCAUGCAGCCCAGCUGCAUUGCAGCUUUCUCAGAAAGGACCCAAAGGAGAUCCAGGACCUUCAGGAAUCGGUCUGCCUGGGCUUCCUGGCAAAGCCGGCUCUCCAGGGCUGUCUGGACUCAAAGGAGAAAAGGGAGAUACUGGAGCUGUAGGACGCACAGGCACACCUGGAGUCCAAGGGGACAAAGGGAACACUGGAGAUUCAGGAGUCAAAGGCGAGAAGGGAGAAUCUUGUGGAGAGUGCCCUGCUUCUCUGGAAAGUGGGAAUACCAUGAUUGCCAUGCCAGGAUAUCCAGGAGAGAAGGGUGAACCAGGACUUCCCGGUGCUGGGCUUCCUGGGAAACCAGGAAAACCUGGAGAAUCUGGAAUGAAGGGUCAAAAGGGUGAUGCAGGAAACCCAGGAGAUUCUGGAACACCAGGCACUUCAGGUUUGCCUGGCCUUUCGGGCGAGCCUGGAGUCAGAGGGCCAGCAGGAGUUAAAGGUGAAAAGGGCGAUGCUUGCGACUCCUGUCCCAUCCUCAGUGGAGCCCCUUCUGGUGCAGUUGGGAUCCCAGGAAAACCAGGUCCAAAAGGGGACCAUGGACUUCCAGGUGUGGGGCAGCCAGGAAAACCUGGAAAACCAGGGCUUCCAGGAAUUCAGGGACCCCCUGGCUUGAAGGGGCUACAGGGAGAGCCAGGUCCUUCCGGGUUAGGAAUCCAAGGUCCAGAAGGAGAACCCGGGCUGAAAGGUUCGCCAGGCAAUCCCGGACCACCAGGACCUCAAGGGCCACCAGGAAAUGUUGGGGGGAAAGGGGAAAAGGGCUCCCCCGGUGUUAGAGGUGCCAUAGGCCCUCCUGGGACUCCAGGUGCCAGCAUCACUGGCCCACCAGGCCAAGAAGGCCAGCGGGGCCUCCCAGGAGAUCCUGGUUCCAAUGGCUUAAAGGGUGAAAGGGGAGCCAGAGGUGAGAAGGGAGAUUCUGGGGAAUGCACCUGCCAGCCUGGCUCUCGUGACACGACCAACGUUGGUCUACCGGGCGCCCCAGGACUAUGGAUCGGGACUUCCUGGCAGCCUCAGCCGGGCCCUCAGGGGCCACCAGGUGCUCCGGGACCACCAGGACCACCAGGAGCUCCUGGGAGGCAGGGCAUCCCAGGACACAAUGGCUUGCCGGGACUGCCUGGGCCAGUGGGAGACUUGGCACCACUGCCCCCUAUAAGCCUUGAGGAUUGUAGAAACUGUGCUCAGAUGGAACCAUCCCUUAGCGCAAUCAAAGGAGAAAAAGGUGACCAGGGUAUGCCUGGAGCCCCUGGCAUAGACAACUGCGCACGGUGCAUUGCCCAGUUCCACAGAGAUCACGGGACUCAGGGCGAUACUGACAAUAACCAAGAUUGUGCUGGAGGUCCUGGCUUUCCUGGCAUCCCCGGAUUACCCGGAGAAAGGGGGGAGCAGGGCCCACCAGGCUCAAGAGGCUCCCCUGGCCCUCCUGGACCAGCUGGCCCCCCAGGUUUUCCUGGAACGCCUGGCGCACCUGGAUUACCUGGCCUCCAGGGCGAACGCGGACUACCUGGGUUCCAUGGAUCCAAAGGAGAAUCUGGCCCCCCAGGUCAGCCUGGAUAUCCUGGCUCAGUGGGCCCCCCUGGGCUACCUGGUGCUAAAGGUGAACGAGGAUACACAGGGCCAUCUGGAGAGAAAGGAGAAUCGGGUCCUCCAGGCUUGGAUGGUCCUGCAGGUCCCAUUGGGCCAGCGGGUCCGAGAGGAGAGCGAGGACUGACAGGCAGCGCAGGAGAAAAAGGUGAUCAGGGAUUUCAAGGCCUGCCUGGUUUCCCGGGACCUCCUGGGCCCCCAGGCUUUCCAGGGAAAGCAGGAUCACCUGGACCACCAGGGCCUUCAGCAGAAAAGGGUAGCGAGGGGAUGCGUGGUUCUCCUGGCAUGACUGGCCCACCGGGAACUCCAGGCCCCCCUGGGAUACAAGGCUCACCUGGCUUGGAAGGCCUAGAUGGGAAGGACGGAAAGCCAGGGUCACGGGGUGACCCAGGACCCGCAGGACCUCCAGGAAGGAUGGGACCUCCUGGAUUCAAAGGGAAAACAGGUCAUCCUGGUCUCCCAGGACAAAAGGGUGAUUGUGGCAUUCCAGGACCACCUGGGAAUUCUGGCCGGGCUGGAGCUGAGGGAGAGCCGGGCCCGAUGGGACCUCUAGGCAGACCAGGUCCUCCUGGCCACGUUGGUCCUCCUGGAAGCCCCGGCCAGCCAGGCCCAGCUGGACUUGCUGGAGUUGGGCUAAAGGGUGAAAGAGGAUCUUCUGGAGAAAGAGGUCUUGGCGGGAUUCCAGGCCAGCCAGGCCCACCGGGUCACCCAGGCCCACCGGGUGAGCCAGGCAUGGAUGGACAAGUGGGUAAAGAGGGCUCAUCUGGAAAGCCAGGGCCUGCAGGGCCUGCUGGACAGAAGGGUGAACCUGGAUCUCUGGGGGAGAGAGGGCACCCCGGAGAGAAGGGCAGAGCUGGGAUGCCAGGAGGACCAGGAAAAAGUGGUGAGAUGGGCCCCAUUGGACCGCGUGGUCCUGCUGGGGAGAGAGGACAGCCUGGUGUUCCUGGUUCUGCAGGUAGCCCCGGGAACCCAGGGUUGCCUGGGACAAUGGGGGAUGCCGUCAAUUAUGAAGAAAUCCGGAGGUUCAUCAGACAAGAGCUGAACAAGAUGUUUGAUGAGCGGAUGGCAUAUUACAUCUCCCGGAUGCAGUUCCCAAUGGAAGUGGCUACCCAGCCAGGAAGACCAGGACCCCCUGGUAAAGAUGGACCACCCGGACGGCCGGGAUCUCCUGGUUCCCAAGGAAUGCCAGGACAGAUUGGAAGAGAGGGUCGACAAGGUGUGCCUGGAAUGAGAGGUGAGCCCGGAGUCAAAGGCGAAAAAGGAGACAAAGGGAAUGGAAUCAUGGGAGAGACAGGCCCUCCAGGCCCCUCAGGCAUCCAAGGACCUCCAGGGUAUGGCAAGAUUGGUCUUCCAGGACCGAUGGGACAGCAGGGCAUCCCGGGCAUCCCAGGCCCCCCAGGAGUGACAGGGCCGCCUGGAAAAGCAGGUCACUGCAACCCGUCAGAUUGCUUUGGCAUGAUGCCUCUGGAACAGCCCAUGUAUCAACCCAAAAACAUGAAAGGGCCUUUAGGCUGAUGGGCAGACAGGGUUUCCCCCCCAAAAAAGGACUCCAUUGUGAAUAGCCAAAGUUCUGGUCCUCGUGACUGGUCGUGAAUUAUUAUUUUUUCAUUGCUGUUAAUAUUUUGACUAUAUUAUUUUCUCCAGUGGGGUUCAAUCUCUCAUAAUGAUAUUUUGUUGUGUGUGUGUAUGUGUUUUUAAACCAACAACCCAAGUGUGUGUGUGUUUGUGUGUGUAUGUCUCAUAUUCUAAAAAGAAGUUGAUUUUGUCAUCUAUGUGGGGAGCAAAAUACACUUCAAAAUAAUGCUUCAGCCUUUUCAGUGCUAUGAUCAAAUAAGGGGUAGAUUACUUCCAUACGUUUCCCCUCCAAUAGGAAUUAAUUACUAUUUUUUCAACAGUAUGGUCACUGGGCACAAUCCAUGAGGAAGUUCCAGGAGGUGUGCAGAAGUGUUGAAGUGCUCUGGCCUAGCACCACUUGUCAUGAGUUUUAGUUAGAACUGGAAAGCAUGGGAGAUGGAUUUGGAAGGGAAAGUUCUAAAAUGAAAUUGACAGUGCACUUCUUUGUAUGUCUGCUCUGAAGUAAGUCCCACAAAUUUGAUGGGACUUCCUACGUAAAUGUUGCCACUGAACAGCACAGUCCUGUACAGGAUUACCCAGAAAUGUCCCAUUGUACUCAAUGUGGCUUGUAAAUGUGUUUGAUUACUGUUCCUUAAAUAUUCUGUCUGCAGCUAAAUAUGUGAGGUGUUCCCAAGUCUAAAAAUAAACAGAAAAAUAAGUUCUGUGGAAAGGACACACACCACACAUACACACACACCACACAUACACACACAUACCAUUUUGUGUAUUAUGAUGUAAUUACAUUUUUUCCAAAUGUCCAAAA
This is a messenger RNA of Rhineura floridana, 6064 nucleotides long. It is a transcript of the gene COL16A1, whose product is annotated as collagen type XVI alpha 1 chain. The record is from RefSeq and is a predicted model, not a curated record. The transcript has 71 exons. Bases 352 to 5202 code for a protein of 1616 amino acids. NCBI's taxonomy places the organism in Eukaryota, Metazoa, Chordata, Lepidosauria, Squamata, Rhineuridae.